This is a messenger RNA of Fusarium proliferatum ET1, 882 nucleotides long. RefSeq lists its product as uncharacterized. The transcript has 2 exons. Bases 1 to 882 code for a protein of 293 amino acids. NCBI's taxonomy places the organism in Eukaryota, Fungi, Ascomycota, Sordariomycetes, Hypocreales, Nectriaceae. The record is from RefSeq and is a predicted model, not a curated record.
AUGUACAUCUGUACACUUUUGUCACUGGCCAUUGGCCUCAUUGGCGCGGGUGCCAGCCCAUGCAAGCCGCUGACGUCGGCUUCGGCACUUUCUUCUGCCACUUUGACAUCGAGUGUGGCUGAACCUACUGUGUCUAGCUCUGUCGCUGAGACCUCAACUUCAGCUGAGUCUUUGGUGACUGACACUGCGACUUCAACUGCUGCGGACUCAAGCACCAUCGAUUUGUCAACAACUCUCGCUCUAACCGCCACGUCUGCCGAUUCAACAACACUCUUCACAACCGAAACCUCGGCAGCUACAACUGAAUUCUCCUCCACCGAGACUACAGCCGAUACCACCACCGCCGACGCAACAACCACCACAUCCGACGCACCGCCCGUCAUCACCACUUUCGCCAUCAUCGCCGGCGCCGGCCCCGCAGCUAAUCGCAACCUGAAAUCAGACAACCUCUCGGGUGGCCUCCUCUACCUCGGCUCCGGCAUCACUCUCCCCGCGCAGCACUACAACUUUGACGCCGCUACCGGCCAGAUCAAAUCCGGGACCAAGUCCCUCUGUGCAACAUUCCAGCACAGCGACACGACCAAGGCGUACAUCGGCCCAUGUACCAGCGAUAAUGAGAACCCUAACAAGGGCGUGGUGUUCCUGACCUGCCAGGUCCCUACUGAAGGAUCUGCCCUCCAGUGCAGCGUUCCGGUGCUGAGCUGUAUCCAGCAAGGUGGUGGUGAGCAAACUUGUGCUGCGACGACGGAUACUUUGAGUCAUUUUAGCAUGGAGGGUGAUGUUGGAAUGGUGUAUAUUGUUGGGGAUGGCUUCACGGGUAUUAAUCAGACGCCUGUUGAUCUGAUUGUUGACCAGGCUGCUGUUGCUGCUCCGACACCUUGA